Messenger RNA from Hipposideros armiger (great roundleaf bat), 3306 nucleotides. RefSeq names its product PPFIB scaffold protein 2 (gene PPFIBP2). Gene Ontology annotation, molecular function: protein binding. The record is from RefSeq and is a predicted model, not a curated record. The coding region runs from base 271 to 2919 and encodes 882 amino acids. Gene Ontology annotation, cellular component: presynaptic active zone. The transcript has 23 exons. Gene Ontology annotation, biological process: neuromuscular junction development. NCBI's taxonomy places the organism in Eukaryota, Metazoa, Chordata, Mammalia, Chiroptera, Hipposideridae.
CAGGGGGAAGAAGGCGGGGGCAGCGGGCGCUCCGGGACGAGCCUCCCGUGGGUCCCCGCCCCCGUCACGUGGGCUCCAGACCCUGCAGCUGCCGCUCGGUCCGCUGGUUGGUGGGUCAGUUGGUCGGUGGGUCAGUGGCCUGCAGCUCGACUAUCGGCUCUCAUGUUCGAAGGUGGGUGGGACACGGGAGCGGCCCGCACACCUGAGCCGCCUGGAGAGGAGCUCCGCACCCAGUGAGAGAAGGCAGAGAUUAAGCAGGAGGAAGGAGUCAUGGCUUCUGAUGCCAGUCACGCACUGGAAGCUGCCCUGGAGCAGAUGGACGGGAUCAUUGCAGGCACUAAAACAGGUGCAGAUAUUAGCGAUGGUAACUGUGAGCCUGGACUGGCCUCCCCCGCGCCCUACAUGAACCCCUUCCCAGUGCUCCGUCUCGUCGAGGACCUGAGGCUGGCCCUGGAGAUGCUGGAGUAUCCUCAGGAGAAAGCAGCCCUCCUGAGCCAGAUCCCAGGCCCCACAGCUGCCUACAUAAAGGAGUGGUUCCAGGAGAGCUUGUCCCAGGUAAACCACCAUGGUGCUGCUAGUAAUGAAACAUACCAGGAACGCUUGGCACGUCUAGAAGGAGAUAAGGAGUCCCUCAUAUUACAGGUGAGUGUCCUCACAGACCAAGUGGAAGCCCAAGGGGAGAAGAUUCGGGACCUGGAAGUAUGUCUGGAAGGACACCAGGUGAAACUCAAUGCUGCUGAAGAGAUGCUUCAACAGGAGCUGCUAAGUCGCACAUCUCUUGAGACUCAGAAGCUCGAUCUGAUGGCCGAGGUGUCUGAGCUGAAGCUCAAGCUGGUCGGCAUGGAGAAGGAGCAGAGAGAGCACGAGGACAAGCAGAGAAAAGCCGAGUCGGUUCUGAAUGUUAUCAGUGAGCUGCAGGAGCAGAUGUGUAGGCUGCAGCUGGACAUCCACAGGCAGAUUCAAGAGCGUCUCUUACUCAGUAGGGACCACCCUGAGGAGGUGGCAGCUGGUGACGGUGUGACUGAGCCCCAGGCCUGCAACCAGGAAUGUGCCCAUUGGGAGGGGUCACCUGUAGGAACCACUCUUAAGUAUAUCAGAGCAUGUGUGUGGGAGACCACUAAGGCUGAGGUAGCCCAGCUGCAAGAGCAGGUGGCCCUGAAGGAUGCAGAAAUUGAGCGUCUGCACAGCCAGCUCUCCCGGGCUGCAGCUCUCCAUGGUGACCAUGCAGAAAAAGACCAAGAAAUUCAACGUCUGAAAAUGGGGAUGGAAACUUUGGUUGUUGCCAAUGAAGAUAAGAACCGCCGGAUAGAGGAGCUCACAGGGCUGCUAAACCAGUACCGAAGGGUGAAGGAGAUUGUGUUGGCAACUCAAGGGCCUUCAGAAAGAAGUCUCACAAUCAAUGAGGAAGAACUGGAGGGAAGUUUCAGAAAGUGGAACACUACAAAUAAAGGCCCUGAAGACUUAUUUAAACCAGAGCUCUCUUGUUUAUUUCUUUGCUUCCCUAUAACUCUGGUGGGCUGGACUUGGGCCUCUCUUGCUUCUUCAUGUGGCUUCUCUGCUUCUUGGUUGGCUGGAGAUCGUGGCCGGAGUGUCAGUGCCCCCGUAUUAGGAGACACAGAAAGUGGCUGGGAUGACACUACUAUGGCCAAUGACCUCUCAUCCACAUCAUCUGGUACUGAGUCGGGCCCACAGCCUCCCCUGACACCAGAUGGUAAACGGAGUCCCAAAGGCAUCAGGAAAUUCUGGGGCAAGAUCCGAAGAACUCAGUCAGGAAAUUUCAACACCGAUGCACUGGGGGUGGCGGAGUUUCGACGAGGUGGGCUCCGAGCGACUGCAGGGCCCAGACUCUCUAGGACCAGAGACCCCAAGGGUCAGAAAAGUGAUGCCAAUGCCCCCUUUGCCCAGUGGAGCACAGACCGCGUGUGUGUGUGGCUGGAGGACUUCGGCCUGGCUCAGUAUGUGAUCUUUGCCAGGCAGUGGGUGACUUCUGGUCACACUUUACUGACAGCUACCCCUCAGGACAUGGAAAAGGAGCUAGGAAUUAAGCACCCUCUUCAUAGGAAGAAGCUGAUUUUAGCAGUGAAAGCCAUCAACACCAAGCAGGAGGAGAAGUCUGCGCUGCUAGACCACAUUUGGGUGACACGUUGGCUCGAUGACAUUGGCUUGCCCCAAUACAAAGACCAGUUUCAUGAAUCCAGAGUUGAUGGACGUAUGCUGCAAUACCUAACUGUGAAUGACUUACUCUUCUUAAAAGUCACCAGCCAACUACAUCAUCUCAGCAUCAAAUGUGCCAUUCAUGUGCUGCAUGUCAACAAGUUCAACCCCCACUGCCUGCACCGGCGGCCAGCUGAUGAGAGUAACCUUUCUCCUUCAGAAGUUGUGCAGUGGUCCAACCACAGGGUAAUGGAGUGGUUACGAUCUGUGGACCUAGCAGAGUAUGCGCCCAACCUUCGUGGGAGUGGCGUCCAUGGAGGUCUCAUUAUCCUGGAGCCACGCUUCACCGGGGACACCCUGGCUAUGCUUCUCAAUAUCCCACCACAAAAGACGCUCCUCAGACGUCACCUAACUACCAAAUUCAGUGCCCUAAUUGGUCCUGAGGCUGAACAGGAAAAGCGAGACAAAAUGGCCUCACCAGCUUACACACCACUGACAACCACAGCCAAAGUCCGGCCAAGGAAACUAGGAUUUUCACAUUUUGGAAACAUAAGAAAAAAGAAGUUCGAUGAAUCAACGGACUACAUUUGCCCGAUGGAGCCCAGUGACAAUGUCAGUGACAGUCACAGGGUCUACAGUGGCUACCGGGGCCUCAGCCCCCUUGAUGCAUCUGAAGUGGAUGGGCUGGACCAGACUAUGCUGAGCCAGGACCAGCUGCUGAACGACUCUCGCCUGGCCGCUCCCAAUUCUGAAGACUGGAGAUGACUUCUUCAUGGCUGGGAGCCCAGAGAGGCACGUGCGGGGGCCCCGAGGCUUUGCUUCAAUGGGGAGCUGGCACACAGCCAACUGCAGAGCCCAGAUUGGGGCAGGCAGGGCAUCUCGGACGCUGGUGCCGACGGGAGGGAAGUGAGGAGGCUGUGGACAGAUGUCCAGGAGGUGGCCCCAGCGCCCCUAUGUUUUCAACCAUGCUGUGCUCUUCACCACAGCUUUUAUACUUUUUGUACUUUUAUACAUGGACUGCAGACCACUUUUGUGGGGAGGGCGAUGAGAUGUCAGCGCAGGCUCAAUGGCUCAUGCUGUUCCUGGUGACAGCUGGGAGGCUCUUACACCAAAGGGGAGGGGCCGAGUUCAUAAAAGCUCUGCUGGAAACCA